GCGCUAAAUCGAUUUCUGUAGUAGUGUGAGUUGGUUGUACACUUUAAGAGUUAAAGAGUCGGGAUAUAUUCUUUAAAAUAAUUUGUUUUUGUUAUUCUUUUUAUAAAAUCUCAUAAUUGUAUUAACAUUCUUUUGUAUUUAAAUAUUUCACAUUCAACGUUAGUGUUUAUUAGUUAAAAAGAGCGAGCUUUUGUUUUCUUUCACCAUGUUUCACAACGGAUUAGAAGCCGGUGCAAUUGAUGAAGCAGUGUUCUGCAAUAAUUACCCGGUUCACAAGAAUUGCAGAGAUGGGAAUGUGCAAUCUGUUAGCAGUAUACUAUCUUCACAACCCAUGCUUGCUGUAUCGGAAGAUUCUUUUCGAAAUUGGACACCUAUACAUUGGGCUGCGUAUUCUGGACAUUUGGAAUGUGUGCGUCAUGUUGCCUCAGUGGAACCCAGGACUAUCCACAUCCAGUCUUCCAAAACGUUUCAGACACCUCUUCAUACUGCAUCUGAAGGAGGGCAUCCAUUUGUAGUUCUAUGGCUUUUGCAGGCAGGCACAAACCCGAAAGUGAAAGAUAUUUUUGGGGAAACAGCCCUGCAUAAAGCGGCCAGGAUUGGCAAUGCAGAAUGUGUCAGUCUUCUAAUGGAAGUUGCUGAUAAUAUUGGUUCUCAAAAUCUGAGUGGACAAACAGCUAGUGCUUUGGCCCUGGUGAGUGGAUUUCCAGAUCUUGCUCGAUUUAUCAGCCAGCGAGAGGAAGCGUGUUUAAAUGCAUUCCAGAGUCGGCAGAUUCUCCCAAUACCUCGCAUGAGCAGAAAAAGAAUGCGAGAUGCUGUCUGUGAUGAUGAUGUCUGCAAGAGACGUCGACCAGAUGAAGUUAUAUCCUCAGAUGUAUCGGAUGCUAUGGAUUCCAUGACUACAAGUCGUUACGAACACGAUAACCUGUGCUGUGUUGAUUUUGGUUACAGAAAUAUUCUGUAUGAAGUUAUGUUGAGUGAAUAUCACGGUUGUUAAAUGUGAAUGGUUGUCAUUUCUUGUUCUCAGUGUGUUCAUAUAUGUGUGUAGCGUUGUUUCUAUGAAUUUUGUACAUUAAAAUAUUUAUAAGUUGGAA
Messenger RNA from Argiope bruennichi, 1091 nucleotides. Its product is annotated as ankyrin repeat domain-containing protein 10-like. Gene Ontology annotation, molecular function: protein binding. Lineage: Eukaryota; Metazoa; Arthropoda; Arachnida; Araneae; Araneidae. Bases 206 to 994 code for a protein of 262 amino acids. The transcript has 5 exons. The record is from RefSeq and is a predicted model, not a curated record.